AUGGCUUCAACCAACCUCACGGCGGAAUUGGGUUUGGGGAUCAGCCGAGGAAGUGAACGAGGCUGUGAUCCUGCAGAUAUUUUUGUUUCGAGAGAGCCUGACGAAGGCAACAUGACGCCCCCGGGGCUGUCCCCCGGCGGGGCUUCACUGCGCCCACUUCGGUACAGUGGAUCCCUUCGAACUGUCUCUUGCGGAGAUCCCAAGAUGUCCAGAAGGGUUAUGCAUGGAACUAUUCUGUCGGCGGAUUUCGGGGAGUCCCAACGCAUUCAGACCACCGUUUCUUCUUCCUUCCUUGCGUCCACCUCGCCUUCUCUUGCGUCCGCUUCCACGUCAGCCGGUACCACCAGUCUCUCCUCACUGCUGAAUCAGAUGGCCCGAAGUGGAGACGCGCUUCAGCAGCUCCAGCAUGCAUCAGAGCGCCUUAGAGACCAUCGAGAGACAAGACUGGCCAGCGACGGAGUCCCGCCUGCUUCGGGGACCGUUAUUUAUCCCUCUGAGAUGACAUGCGCCGCCAAAGAAGCUGGCCUCGCUGAGUCCGGAUCUGGGGAAAAGCCGGCGAACAACUCGGGGGAAAUGGUUUCACAGAAAGCUUCGCAGGAGCUUCUAGGCAGAGAGAUCGAGCAGCUGAGGGGGAAAGUUCUGCAUCAUCAAGAGGAGUUGAAUCGUCAAAAAGAGCAACACCAGCUGUACCGCCGGCAACUCCAGACGCUACACGACGAGUUGCUGGCCUCCCGCGAAAAUCUUCAACCGGCCGUGGCGAGUCUCACAGAUCGUGUCUCUUCGAUUCGCACCCAAAUGCAACAGCACGAAACGCUGCUCGGCGCCCAGCGGCAGGCUCUCUUGGACCAGCAGCAAGUGCUUCAGGCAGAGGUCGCCGAGGUGGCGUCUUUCAUCUCAAGUUGCGGGGCCGCCUUCAAGGACUUUGAAGAGAGAGAAGCUGCGCUGAGGGCUGAAGUCGACCGGCGCAUUCGCGAUUCCCAGAGCUACCAGGAGCAGGAAAUUAAGAAAAGCCGAGAGGAACAGCGACGGGAAAUCUCCAAACUCCAGGAGACACAACUACCUCUUCAAAAUCUGCCGGGGCUCCUAGAGGAACUUGGCCGCCGUAUACAAGACAACGCAUCCACACAGAAAGAGGCGCAGAUGUCCUUCCAGGUGGAGCUCUUCCAGAAUCAAAGGGAAUGUCUGGGCCUUCGCGACCGUCUCGACAACAUGGAAGAGCAGAGCCGCACCAACAGUGAGGCGAACCGCGACACUUUGCGUCUCCUCGAGGAACAGAAACUGGCCACGCAGCGGCUUCUUGAGACGCACGAAGAGUCACUGCGCGCUCAAGAACAGCGUCUAAGAGAUGAGUUCCAGCGUCAACUUGCUGCGUUUUCGAAAGAGAAAUCUCAGGAAGUCUCCAUUCAAAUGGAACACGUGCGCGAGGCGCUCGAUGAGCUCAGACGAGAGACCGCGCUCUGGCAGCAGAAGGCAUCACAAUCGGAGGAGCUGGACCUGCAGAGAGAAGAAGCGGAGAAACGGUGUCGCCAGCGGGAACAGCAACUGAGGAAAGAACUUGAAGUGGUGCUGAGACAGCAACAGGAACUUCGUCAAGAACAGUCUGAGGCACGUCAAACGCGCCAACAAGAUCGAGCGGAACGCCUUGAGAAGAAACUUGAGGAUGUUAAACGUUUUGUAUCUGAUCGCGAGAAAGAGGCUCAGAAGCACUACCUCGACUUGAUCGCGGCGCUGUCGUGUGCUGCUUCCCCCUCCCCAGCUGGACCUCUUCGCGCGCCUCUGCCCUCCUCGUCCCAGAAGAAAGUGGCGCUGCACGCAGCCCUCCUUCUCCGGUGCACAUUUGACGCCAUCCACGCGGCCGCUACCGCGUCAUCGGAAGACUUCUUUUUGUCGGACUCUCAGAUUCUUAGGAACGGCGUAUCCCUCUCGGCCCAGUCUUCCGACGAAACCGUCCGUCCCCCCCCGGGUGAGGAAGACGCUCCUCACGAGACGAGUUCCACCGACUCUUCUGCCGGCCAACAAACAGACUGUCUCGCAAGCAGAGUGACACGUGUGACCGAGAGGUUUCUCGAGGCGGGAGAACAGGUGGCGAGCGACUCGUCGCCGCGAGGCCGCGCUCCUGCGGGUUCACAGGCGCGCGGGCAGAGCUGGACAGUAGGGCAGGCGUCCCAGGCAGCUUUCUCUGGAGUGAGGGGGAAAUCCGUGGUUCUCUCGCCUCGAGCUGACGUGGAAGGUACCCUGUACAGCGAGGAUGACAAAACGACGGAGGGUGAACAAGUGACCCCGACACUUCUCCCUCUCUCGGGCACGUCUUCGGUGUGUUCCACGCGGCACACGACGACAUCGGCCACCUCUCUGGAUGCGCUUGGGGCAUGCGCUGCUGGCUCUGCGUCUGGUUCGGGCGGUCCUGCGUGCGCCUCAAGUCAGAAGCAGGAAGCUUCCCUGACAGAAAACCGGGACGAGACACUCAAAGUUGACUCGUUCGCAUCCCUCGCGGACCGUCUCCGAGGCGGACCAAGCACUGACGCCGCCCAGGACAGAUGCACUGCCUACACCCGAGCAGCGCGAAGUCUGGGUUUCGGAACUGACGAGCAGGAACUAGACCGGGAAUCGAUGGCGACUGCGCCUCGCAUCUCUGACCUGCCGGCAGUGGACAGUGCGCCAGUCGAAGCAACGGGAUGGGGAGACCAACAGACGGGAUCCCCUCGUUCGUCUGUAAGCGCACCGGUUCCUGCCUCCUGGGCCAGACAGAGAAGCGCCACGACGCUGCAGAAGACCGCCUCCAGCGCGGCCGUCGCAGCUCUUCUCCCGGAGGGUGAGGGCUCGCGGGUUCAGGGCCAAGGCUGUAGAGAGGCCGCAACGCUGGCUCGAGCCUCCGAGGCAGUUAGGCGAGCUUUCAAGACCGUUUCUCUGGAGGGACGUACGCCGCCAAAGUCGGACAGCGAGACAGCCGGAUUCCCCAGACACGCGGGUGCCCCGGAAGCUGGUCUUUCGGACGAAAAAAGUGCGGGAGAAACGCGUUUCGAAGGGCGUCAAAGCUUCAGAUUCAAGAAAGAGUGCAACGACUCUGGCGCUGAAAGGGAUCCCUCAGCUUUGGUUACCAUGCCGCUCGUGGGCGGCGGAAGCCGAGGCUCAGAGCUGUGGGGAGGAGAGGGACGAGGAGAGAGGAUGGAGUGGCGAAUCGACAACUUUAUCGAGACCCUUCGUGGAGCUCUCGAGAGCGGCACCGACGCACUCUGGUCGCCCUUUUUCUCGUUCAACGGAGUGCAGGAACUCCAGAUGCAGUUCCUGCCAAACGUCCUCUCUUGCCUGAGUCGCAGAGAAAAGCUGACCCACGAGGAGAAGCUCAGACGCGUACUGGAUGACCGCGCAUGCAUCUGUGGACUCUUUCUCUGGUCGUCUUCACCGCGGGUCUUCAAGUGCACGCUCUGCAUUGGGAGUGAGAAGCGGGAAGUUGUCGUCCGCCCUCCACAGUGCCCGAGUCAGACGCGGAGCUCGUCGACGGAGCCUUGCAACGCGGCGCUGUGGGAGCAUUUUGACCCCCGCGAGAAUACCCUGACUGUUGGAGUGACGGAUUUUGUGGUUCUGGGCUAG
Molecule: messenger RNA, 3591 nt
Organism: Neospora caninum
Lineage: Eukaryota; Apicomplexa; Conoidasida; Eucoccidiorida; Sarcocystidae
Exons: 5
Coding region: 1-3591 (1196 amino acids)
Source: RefSeq, a predicted model, not a curated record